Molecule: messenger RNA, 4202 nt
Organism: Chara braunii
Lineage: Eukaryota; Viridiplantae; Streptophyta; Charophyceae; Charales; Characeae
Source: the annotation of a GenBank genome assembly
GCGUAAUGGUGACCUCAAGAUCGACAUGAUGUUCCAGGCUUGGUGCCGAAACACUUCUGCUGGUGGGUUGUUUGAGUGAUAGCGUGAGCUGGACGUGGCGUGGCGGCCUUGCGAGGGCGGCGGGGGAAGCCGGAAGGAAGGAUGUCUAUGUCGACGUCGCCGCCACCUUCGUCCUCUCCUCCGUUGGCGCCCUUCCCGUUAAGCAGCUACACUGCAGCGAUGGCGUCGGUGGAGACGACGCAGCAGCCACGUGAUGUCCCGGCGCAGACUUACCUCGGGAAUUCCGUGAUCCCGAUAGUCAACAAGUUACAGGAUAUAUUUGCCCAAUUAGGCUCGGGAGCGGCGCCAAUCGAUCUUCCGCAGGUGGCGGUUGUCGGGAGCCAGAGCAGCGGGAAAUCCAGCGUGUUGGAGGCACUAGUGGGCAGGGACUUUCUGCCACGUGGGUCGGAGAUUUGUACACGGCGGCCUCUGGUCCUCCAGCUUGUACAGUUGCCGAAGCCGAAGCAGACCAAAGAAGAUGGGGGCAAUGAAGAAGGAGCUGUAGGAGAAGGGGAGAAAGGAGGUGGUGUCCAGAAGCAGCGGGAGCAGCAGGCAGAAUGGGGCGAGUUUCUGCACAUCCCAGGGAAACGUUUUUACGACUUCUCAGCCAUCCGUUCCGAAAUUCAGGCGGAAACCGAGCGUGAAGUGGGAACAAACAAGGGUGUCUCUGAUAAGCAGAUCCGGCUAAAGAUAUACUCUCCUCAUGUUUUGAACAUAACGUUGGUAGAUUUGCCUGGGAUCACCAAGGUUCCGGUUGGUGACCAACCUAGCGAUAUAGAGGCGAGAAUCCGGACUAUGAUCUUGUCCUACAUCAAACAUGAGACUUGCAUUAUUCUUGCCGUUUCACCGGCUAAUGCCGAUCUCUCAGUCUCAGACGCUCUUCAGAUGGCACGAAUUGCAGACCCUGACGGUUCUCGAACAAUUGGAGUGAUCACAAAGCUGGACAUCAUGGACCGUGGAACGGAUGCACGGAAUUUCCUACUGGGGAAUGUCAUUCCGUUGAAGCUUGGCUAUAUUGGAAUUGUCAAUAGAAGCCAGCAGGACAUAAAUGCCAACCUGAGCAUCAGAGAAGCCUUGGCUCAGGAGGAAAGUUUCUUUAGAAGCAGACCUGUGUAUCAUGGCCUUGCGGACCGUUGCGGAGUACAGAAGCUUGGAGAAAAAUUAAACGUUAUACUGGUACAACAUAUCCGUGGAAUUCUUCCAGAUCUCAAAGCACGAAUCAACACUCAAAUAGUGACAUUGCAGAAAGAGCUGGCCUCGUAUGGAGAGUUGACGGAGUCUAAGGCUGGUCAAGGUGCUCUGAUGUUGAACAUCCUGACGAGAUAUUCUUAUGCUUUCACAUCUGUUGUGGAUGGAAAGAGUGAGGAUAUGUCUACAACGGAGUUGGCGGGUGGAGCGCGAAUCCAUUACAUUUUCCAGUCAAUCUUCGUCAAGAGCUUGGAGGAGGUAAACCCCUGUGAGGAUCUUUCAGAUGAAGAUAUCCGGACUGCCAUCCAGAAUGCAACUGGCCCCAAGAAUGUGUUGUUUGUCCCAGAGGUCCCAUUUGAGGUACUUGUAAGGCGUCAGAUAGCAAGGUUGCUGGAUCCUGCAUUGCAGUGUGCCCGGUUUGUCUACGACGAGCUUGUGAAGAUAAUGCACAGGUGUGAAACCUUCGAGAUUCAACGUUUCCCAAAUUUGAGGCGUCGGCUUGAGGAGGUGGUUGCGGGCUUUUUGCGAGAAGGGCUUAUGCCAGCAGAGACAAUGAUUACACAUUUGAUUGAAAUGGAGAUGGACUACAUAAAUACAUCACACCCUGCUUUCAUUGGUGGUAGCAGGGCAGUGGAGGAAGCUUUGCGGGGUCGAAGUGCCAAGGUGCAGCAGCAUUUACCCCGACCUCGAUCGGACUCUGAAAUGGCAGUGGAGAGGGCUGUGCUUGUAGAGAAGAAGAACCGAGGAAUUCUUGCGAGGAGUGCAUUGCCUGCACCAGGAACUGAAAAUGGGCCAAGGACAGAACGCCCGACAACUUCAGGCAGUUCCAUAGAAGCUUCAGGAAAGUGGGGUCUGUCAUCCAUUUUUGGAGGAGGUGCUGAUGGCAGGGCCAAUGGAAGGGAUCAGAUGACAGGAAAGAUGUUUGCAACAGACCUUAAUCCCGCAGUCGAAGUUACAUCUGGCAUUCAGCUUCGAGAGGUUAAUCACGUUAAAAGGGAUCUUCACAGUGUCUUGAUCCGAAGACUGUACAGGGAGGAUUUUUUUGCUGAAAUGCUCCAGGAGAAGGAGGAAAUCGCGGUCAGGAGGAGAAGGUGCAAGGAGGUGUUGGUUGUGCUGCAACAAGCUGCCUGGACUUUGGAAGAGCUCCCUCUUGAUUACACGCUUCCUCAGGGAUCUUUCAUGAUGCCCAGCACAGGAGCAGCCAGUGGUGCAACUCAGUACUCAUUGGAUAAGGGGUCUUCUCACAUGGGGUCUCUGAUGGGGAACAUGCCUUCAGCCCUCCCAGGUUCUCCCAGGUUCGGUUCAGCAAGCCGGCUCGUCAGGCGGAGCUACACAGGAGAUGGGAUCAUACCAGGACUAUCAAUGCCCGGAUCGUUUGGCAGUGUGGGAAGUCCUCUUUCUUCCUCCUCUUUCAUGAAAGAGUCGUUGAAUGUCGUUCCGUAUUUGGGAAUGUUGUGAUAGAUGAGUUGCAGGACAAGGCGGAAACACCAAUUUGUUCGGAGCCUGUGUGCUUCGUCCAGUAGGAUUCAAAAGCAUUAUUAACAUCUGGCUUUGUAAGGAGUGUUCUUCUGUUGUAUUAUGUGGCUGUGCUUCGUAGGAGUAUGUGCAGAUUUAGCCACCGGGAAGGGAGCAUGUGCCAAUGUAACCGCCAGUCAUCGUGAAUGCAGGUAACUCUUGAACUUAUCAGGGGAGGCUGUCACGAAGAGGGAGGGGGGGGGGGGGGGCGCACAUAUCAGGAUGUCUCGGCCGAUAAGUCGGCGAUAGCGGGCUGCUACAGCCACACCAAGAGUCUGGUAUGACUGCGGCGGGAUGAUGCGAGUGGAUAGAGAACGGUGAGGAAUACCUGUCGAUUCCUUGUGGCACAUGCACUUCGAAUACCUGUGAAUUGAAUUGACCUCUCUGGGCGCCAACCGUAUUUCAGUAGCAACUUUGCGGAAGUGGAUUUUUUCAUGAAAGAUCGACCAAGGUCGCCUUUGCUGUGUUAAACCUGUUGGCUACUCAGGAGCCUGCGAAAAUAAUGGUAAAGCCCUUGUAAUGAUGUCGACAAAAGCUAAGCGCGCUCUUAUACUAUUACAAAAGAGAGACCCAAUGGUGCACCCAGACGAAGAGUCCAGCAAAACAUGCACAGGUGCCCGAGCCGAUUGGUAUCGUUAAUACCAACCCGCCGCUGUAACGACGAAGCGAUUAGCUUGUAUGCUUGGACAUUGCUUACAAUGUCGUGUGGUAUGCCCUUCAUGGCUGGUUCCUUGUUGGACAGCAGGAAAGAAUGGUUCCGGGGAAUGCGUUGGGAAACAAAGGGAAAAAAAGUGGAAAAAAAGAAAAGGGCUCCAGUGAAUGCGCCGGGAGGUUCUCCACAUAUUCCUACAAUCUGCGACAAACACUGUACGACAUUCUAAAUGUAAAUGUAGAUUGACAAGUGAUUGGUCGCGAUGAACUUAAUGGUUUGAUCGGCCAGCAUGUAUCUGGGGCGAAUCGCUGUCCGGGUACAUGUUGAAUGUCGAGUAGUGGAGGAGGGCCCAAAGUUGCAACAAAAUCGAAUGGGCUUUUUCACUCAGUGGGCUUCAAAAGAAGUUUUGCCGUCUCAAAGGUGUUUGUUUUUUUUUUUUUGGCGCACAGGGCAGGUGGAAGGCCGUCUCUUGAGGACGCCUGUAUUGCUCCGUGUGAUACUCGUUUUUUUUUACAUUAACGCACCCGUUGUGUUUUAUUAACUGCAAUCCUGAACUGAGACACUGCUUGCAUCUGUGAAAUGCUUAGCAGGCAUGUCGUGGCCGGCACAGGAUCUGUGAUAUAUGUAUACACUUUGUCACAGCCCCUCGUUUGUUGUCCUCUUUUCCCUCUCUGCCUUCGGUUUACCGGGCAGCUCCUCUGUUUGACGAUAUAUAUAUAUGUCCAGCCCUGUGCUUACGUAAAUGAUCCUCAGAGGUAAUGAUUUAAGAUACGGGUUUCUGACAAUACAAUCAAAGGCUACAAUUCGA